This is a messenger RNA of Phytophthora sojae, 546 nucleotides long. RefSeq lists its product as hypothetical. The transcript has 3 exons. Bases 1 to 546 code for a protein of 181 amino acids. The record is from RefSeq and is a predicted model, not a curated record. NCBI's taxonomy places the organism in Eukaryota, Oomycota, Peronosporomycetes, Peronosporales, Peronosporaceae.
AUGUCGGUGGUUGCAGCGCUGGGUCCUCUUUUGGACUCGGCCUCCCCCAUUGAUGAACGUCCGCUGUCGCUAUUCCAAGGCAGCGUGAAUGGCGGCCACGGCAUUGUGACCACGGAGGCGAGCAGCGGUAGCUGGUCGCACGAGUCGGGCGACGAGUGGGGCAUGGCGGACGAGAGCGGCUGGCAUGGGUGCGCGGUGGCGGGUCGCGAGAUCCAGACGACGGUGGGUGCGGAGAGCCGCACGAUCGCGAUCUUGGCAGCGCCGAGAGCAGUGGCAGCCGGAACGGACGGCUGGGAGUGGCUGACGAAGAAGAUCUCGAAGCUGAAGGGUCGGCAGUGCGAGCUGGCCUUCGGGCUGGAGAAGAACGAGCGGUGGCGAACGAGUGAGGACGGGGAGUCGGAAAUUUGCGCGGUGAGGCGCAAGCGGGCGAAAGCUCUUGCUGAACGAAGUACGAGGGCGAAAGCUCUUGCUGGGGGCGACAGCUCCUUCUGGACGAGUGACGGACAGGUGGUGGUGGAGUGUCGACGGGCGCUCCGCUGCUACUGA